Molecule: messenger RNA, 871 nt
Organism: Trachymyrmex septentrionalis
Lineage: Eukaryota; Metazoa; Arthropoda; Insecta; Hymenoptera; Formicidae
Exons: 3
Coding region: 347-850 (167 amino acids)
Source: RefSeq, a predicted model, not a curated record
UUGUGUUAGUUAGAAUCACGGGGUCGAUCAUUUUCGUGCUUCAAGUAGUCGUCUACGCAUCAUCAUCGAAAGUGCAUGAAUUCAUAAAGCGCUUGAAUCGUUAAUUGACCUUGUCGGCGUAAUCAAUAAUCAAGCUAAAAAGCCAGACGUCAUCGCGAGAAUCGGUGGAAAUUACUUUGACGCGCGAUAAGAAGAUAAUAGCGGCGUUAUCAUUCUCUUGAAUCGGUAUAAUUCGUCGAAUCUCGAACUCACUAAUCACGUUACCAUAGUCGCUCCAGCAUGUCAUAAGAUAUAUUGAAUCGACGCGGAAAUUCAAUAACUUUUAUUUCAUAAGUUAUCGGUCGUUAUGUCUCUUCGCAAACUCGCCAUUCGCGUUCUGCUAAUCUCGAUUAUUCGUUUCUCAACGACAUCGAUCGUCCAGCCGCAAAGAUUGUACAUUGUACGAUUUUCGCCGGAAUCAGCGAGGAGCCUGGAAUAUAUUCCGGACAAAUGGAGGACAGUACAUCCGAAGUUCAAAGCCCCGCAAAUCGAGAUUCGAUUGAUGAAGGGUUAUGUCUCGCCGGACGAAAACUGGAUGUUUGCCAAUGAAUACAAGUAUUCGGGCAAAGAUUAUAAUGGUGCGACAAAGAUGACAUCGACGACAAAUGAGGAGAAAAUCCCGCGAAUUGAAAACGGCGAUAUGGAAACAGAAGAAAAGAAGAAAGAGAAUAGUGUUCAGGAUAAUAUCGUGAUGCCUGAUAGAUUUAUCCCACAGAUUGGAUCAAGGAAUAUUAUUACAGUACCUACAUACUGUCCGGAAGGGCAAAGAAAAGAUAGUAGAGGACGUUGUAGAAUUGUCAUAACGUCAUAGAAAGACAGAGAGAUGGAAGAC